This is a messenger RNA of Mercenaria mercenaria, 1465 nucleotides long. RefSeq names its product NPC intracellular cholesterol transporter 1 homolog 1b-like. Lineage: Eukaryota; Metazoa; Mollusca; Bivalvia; Venerida; Veneridae. The transcript has 8 exons. The record is from RefSeq and is a predicted model, not a curated record. Gene Ontology annotation, cellular component: membrane. Bases 113 to 1036 code for a protein of 307 amino acids.
UUUAUUCUUUGUUCUUUCAGACAGUGUCCCGGCUAAUAAGACCAUAUUCUACAUCACCCUUAAAGACUAUUUCGAUACAGCUCUCGGCAUACCAUUUUCUAAAUACAUAGAGAUGACUGAUGACAAAGUGCCGGAAGUGAAGUGGACAUAUUUCCCGAUGCAACAAGUGGUGUCACAAGAUGUAUGGGAGAAUGAACGCAUCAUGGAAGAAGUCCGACGGAUUGCCGACAAUGCCAAUCUUGAAGGCGGAAAAUGCUUCUCCUACUCUGUCUUCCAUAUUUUUACCGAAGUUAUACGAUAUGUGGAGUCGGAGAUUAUAAGGAAUUUUGUAUUAGCGGGUAUUGCAAUUUUCAUUGUUACAUUACUGUUGAUAGUGGAUCUUGUCACAAGUUUCUUCGUCCUCGUGUGUGUCUGUCUUACUACGAUUGAUAUUAUGGGUUGCUUACAUCUCUGGGAUUUUUACCUGGAUGUGAAUCUGGUUGUUCUGCUUAUUAUUUCUAUUGGACUGGCUGUAGAUUUCUCCGCACAUAUAGGUUAUACAUUUAUGACGGUCACUGGCACAAGAAAAGAACGAGCGACCAGCACAUUGUGUCAGAUAGGACCAGCAAUUAUGCAUGGCGCUGUUACAACCUUUCUUGUAUUUUUUGUUCUCAUUUUUGGCCAGAGUCUCUCGGCAUUCUUUGCUGUGUUCAUUCUUGUUGUGAUAUUUGGAUUGUUCCAUGGUUUAUGUUUCCUGCCGGUUGUGUUGAGCAUCAUCGGCCCGUCACCGUACUAUAACGCUGGUCCGGACGGUACAUCCACAUCGAGAUUCACUCCUAGCUUAGAAAAUGAUAAAACUUCGCAAAGUACAAAUUGUACAACUGAAGGACAGAACGUGAUGACUGUAAAUGCAGAGGCAGAGCUACAGAAUAAAAAUUCCUCGAACGCGUUGUCUAACGGAACAGACAGUUCAGUGAAAUAUGGAACAAUAAAUGGAUAUCUGCCUGAGAAGGAAGAGACUGGAGAAGGACAUGAUGCUAUUGAUACUCAUUUUUAAAUUUUGUUGAACACCUUAAUUUGUAUAAUCAGAAAAUUAUUGUUAUUUACGUUCUAACUUGUGUUGAUGUUCAACCAUGUACAGUUGUUUUAUUUCUGAAUACGUUUAUUUCAAAGAAUGUUUAUGUUAUAAUAUUAUUUAUAUACAUUUGUUAAGUUUCAGUUCAAGCGAAUCAGUGGUAAAUGCUAUAGUCCCGAUGUUAGGGUUCAUGCCGUAACACCACGUAGAAUAGAAAAAAAAGUGUUCUCAUUACAGUUUAUUUGAUAAAAUGUAGAUUAGUAUAGAUUCUGUACUCCCAUGCCAAUAUUUUGAUGAUUAUUGUUAAUGUUGUAUAUCUCAAAUAUGUUACUUGAAGUGAAGACAAUGUUUCAAUUUAUUGACUGGUGAAAUGGAAUGUUUUUAUAUAGGCGUUAAUUUGGUCUGCAGUUU